CAGGGGGCGUAUGGGGAUAUAUCGAGUUUUCGUUUCUAUUUACUUUUCCCACUCAUCUUCUAACCCUAAAGCUCGGCGGCAAAUAUUUUCCUACCGCACAGAGAGUUGCAGAAACAGGGAGAGGAGACGAAAAUGUCUGGAAUUGGACCCAUUUCACAGGAUUGGGAACCUGUUGUCAUCAGGAAGAAGGCUCCCAACGCCGCCGCCAAGAAGGACGAGAAAGCUGUAAACGCCGCCCGCCGCGCCGGUGCCGAGAUCGAAACCUUAAAGAAAUCUAAUGCUGGAACAAAUAAAGCUGCCUCUAGCGGUACCAGUUUGAAUACCAGGAAGUUGGAUGAUGAGACAGAAAAUCUCUCUCAUGAAAAGGUACCAACUGAGCUGAAGAAGGCCAUUAUGCAGGCUCGAACAGAUAAGAAGCUCACUCAGUCUCAGCUUGCUCAAUUGAUCAAUGAGAAGCCACAAAUCAUUCAGGAGUACGAAUCUGGCAAAGCCAUUCCAAAUCAACAAAUAAUCACCAAGCUUGAGAGAGCUCUUGGAACUAAGCUUCGUGGAAAAAAGUAGGAGGGCUUAUUAGGCCCUUUGGUUAUUAUGUAAGUGGUGAAUUUGGCUAUAACAAGAGCUUUUGGCUUCAGAUAUUGUGUAGUGUGAAUUGGCUUUACUUUGAUUUCUCAUGAACACACUUACAUUUUCAAGUCGUUUUUUGGGAUUA
Messenger RNA from Cucurbita moschata (crookneck pumpkin), 709 nucleotides. Its product is annotated as multiprotein-bridging factor 1a. The record is from RefSeq and is a predicted model, not a curated record. The transcript has 4 exons. NCBI's taxonomy places the organism in Eukaryota, Viridiplantae, Streptophyta, Magnoliopsida, Cucurbitales, Cucurbitaceae. Gene Ontology annotation, cellular component: nucleus. Gene Ontology annotation, molecular function: DNA binding. The coding region runs from base 133 to 561 and encodes 142 amino acids.